UGAAUAUUCAUGAGCGCUGUUGGUGCUGCCGCUGAGUGAGGCGCGCGGGUCUCUCUCCGCCUGUGCUGAACCUGCAGGAGAGCCACGCGGGCACGCGCUCCUCAGUCCUGCCGCACGAGCUGCACCUGAGAGUAUGAUCACAGCCUCUGUCUGCUGAUCAUCUUCAUCAUGGAUCUAGUGGAGUUCUGCCAGCACGAGUGCUUCUCCUUCACCCCUCAGCAGCCCGACUUCCUGGACAUGAUGUCACUCAACGCCCACUGCCCCACCUACAUCAAGACAGAACCUGCAAGCCCCGCCUCCAUGACGGACAGUCUGAUGCAACACAGUCCUGGGGGGUCAUCAGACACGGGCAGCAGCUACAGUUCUAUUGCCAAGGGCAGCCAGGGGGGCGUGGACUCGCCCGCUCUGAGGCCUGGCGGGGCCCCCUGCAGACUGCUGGAGGAGCCACAGGUGAAGACUGAGUUUGGACUGACGACGUCACCCAAGCGUUCUUGUCUGGUCUGUGGAGACAUUGCCUCUGGGUUCCACUACGGCGUGGCCUCCUGCGAAGCCUGCAAAGCCUUCUUCAAGCGCACCAUUCAAGGGAGUAUUGAGUAUACGUGUCCAGCGAGCAGCGAGUGUGAGAUCACUAAGAGAAGGAGGAAGUCCUGCCAGGCCUGCCGCUUCACCAAGUGCAUCUCAGUCGGCAUGCUCCGAGAGGGUGUACGUUUGGACCGAGUUCGGGGAGGCCGUCAGAAAUAUAAAAGGGGUAUAGACUCAGAUAACAACUCUUAUCUGAACCUGCAGUUACCUCUGACCCACAAAAAAACACGCACAGAACCCUGCAGCAUUAACACUGAGAAUAAGUUGGUCUCCCAUCUGUUGGGGGCGGAGCCUGAGAAGGUGUUUGCCAUGCCUGACCCUGCCCUCCCCGAUGAUGACAUCAAAGCUCUGACCACACUGUGUGACCUCGCUGAUCGGGAGCUGGUGCUUAACAUUGGUUGGGCCAAACAUCUCCCAGGUUUCUCCAGCCUCUCUCUACCGGACCAGAUGCGUCUCCUCCAGAGUGCCUGGAUGGAGGUUUUGAUCCUGCGUGUGGUGUUCCGCUCGCUGGGCACUCAGGAUAAGCUUGUGUUCGCUGAGGACUACGUUAUGGAUGCUGAUCAGGCUAAACUAGCGGGUCUCCUGGAGCUUCACACGGCCAUCCUGCAGCUGGUCAGGAGGUACAGGGCCAUGGGUCUCGAGAGAGAGGAGUUCGUCACCCUUAAAGCCAUAGCACUCGCCAACUCAGACUCUAUGCACAUUGAGGAUAUGGAGGCGGUUCAGAGGCUCCAGGACUGUGUGCACGAGGCCCUGCAGGACUACGAGCACAUCCACCACUCAGAAGACCCUCGACGGGCAGGAAAGCUGAUCAUGACCCUCCCUCUGCUCCGGCAGACGGCCACCAAGGCUGUGCAGCACUUUUGCAGCAUCAAGCAGGACGGACGCGUUCCCAUGCACAAACUCUUUGUGGAGCUACUAGAGGCCAAUGCUUAACUGACACAUAUAUAAUAAGAAAAGUGAAAAAGAAGACUGUUAUCUGGGACAAUUGAUGUGGAGAAUUGUUUUUUUUUUUAAAGAACAAACACAUAAGACUUGAAGACGUUGUUUGUUGUUUGAUGUUCUUGUUGCAGUCAUUGAUGCUCUUAUUUAAAACUAACAGACUUUUUGUUUCCCUUUUUUGGUGCUUUAAAAAGAUGCUUGAGGGAAUAUAAGAGCCGUGCUGACGAAUAGGAGAGCUCGAUAUUGCCAGAGAAGAGAAAGCAGUCACUGCAGAGCAAACUGUCGCUGUCAUACGAAAACCUUAUCAUUAUUUAGUUUUUUUUUUAAUUAAUAAAUUAAAACAGUCCACAGUAUACAACAUAUACACAUCUAAAAAGGGUGAAAAUGACAGAAAUACUCUUCCAGUGUUCAUCUGAGUAAAUAAAUAAGCUGAAAAUGUUAUACUGAAAAAUACUGCUAUUUGUAGGUAGGUCUGCUAAAAUGUUAAAAAAGGUUAUGAAAUAAAUAUAAAUAAAUAUUAAAAAAAAUAUUUGAAAAGCAAGAUAAAAAUACUUGGGAUUCUUAAUAAUUUUAUAGUAGAUAAACAAAUCUGAAUCUUAGCAGAAACAAUGCAUUAUAUAUACAAUUAUAUUGUUCAAUAUAAAUGAUUCUGUCAUAUCAUUGCUCUUUCCCAGUUAAGAACGCCUCUGACAAAGUUAUGUUCCGAGGUUUUCCUAUGGCACUGACCACUGAACACUAGCAGAACACAGAGCAAAAAAUCCUGAGUUGUCCUGUUUCUUUUGUGUUGUUAUCUGCCUGAAAGGUACAAAACCAGGCCUCAGCCUAUAGGGCUCAGCACAACAUUUGGCUCCAGUUAAACACACCUAAACAAGCUGAUCCAAAGCUGUAGUGCUCCAUUUGCUUGGCCGUGCAGAGCAAGGUCAGAACAGAGCAAAAACACAGAAAAGAUGGAUUUUAGUCCUGAUUUAGUGGCGGAAAUAUGUGGGUGGAAUGUGGGAUAGGUGGGUUACAGGUGGGAAUGGAUGUCUAAGUGGGUUUUUACUGGGUUUUGUUGCUGAUAUCCAGUUGGACUUCCAGAAUGGGCCCAUAGUUACAGCCCACCUUAAUCUUACAUAGGUGUCAUCUAAAUCCCAUGUGCAGUUUACAACCCAGAUAGGGCCUGUGUUUAACCCCACCUGGUACCAUUACUGUCCCUAAUGGAGCCCAUGACUGACUUCCAAAUGUGGGGCCAACAUGAAACCCAUAGACAAAACGUUCUGGGAACCAGAUUUGCCCAAACAUGCGAAUAUUAUCUGGGAUAAAGGCUCUGCAGUCGCAAAGCUUGUUCGUCUUUUGUAGAGGAAGUUUCCAGGCUUCAACAUGGAAGCACUGCUGAGUGAUCUUGGUUUAAGGAUCUUGGGUUGUUUGAGUUUUUUUUGUCUUUGACAUCUACUUGUAGCAGGAUAUAAUGAAGAGCAUGCUCAAUACAAUGGAAGGAUACAAUGAAGAACACUAUCGAUAUUAUUUUGUAUGUUUUAAAACCUGUUUGUUUAAUUCCUGAUUAACUGUUUUAGAUUAUAUAUAUUUUGCCCGCUCAGGAAACCAGCAGUUUCAGCAAUAAUACAAAAUUUAGUUCUAUUAUUUUCCUGCCGUUUGAUGACAUAAAAAAAAAUCCAUAAUGACACAUCCUUUGUUCCAACAUGCUGUGAGCUAAAUCCAUUCAUCAUUGUUCUUAAUUGCUGAGGAAGCGGAGGUGUGAAAUGAGUAAUAUAUCAUAUAUCAUUGCUGUCUAAUAGCCUUUGAAUGCAUAUUUGAGUGGAGUAAAAUGAAGACUGACGCUGCAGACCACUCCACGUGCCUGACCGCUGUGUAUAUAUACAGUAUAUACACAAUACUUUCAGCCCAAAUCACCUAAAAUUGUGGAACUGUAGCUUUCAAGGGCUGAUGUUUGUGGAUCUAAGAAAUUCCUGAAUUUUAGGAGUUGAAACAUGCCGGAGGCCCCUCCUCCUCCCAGUCUAAUCUCAUGAAUGCAAUAUCUUUCUGGUUCUUUUUACUCGUGUCCCUUUUACUAGCCAUAUCUUUCGUCCAAGCUUCAGUUAUCAAUAAGGGGGUCUGGCCUUCAACCACAAAGCUGAAGCUACCUGAACUUCAUCCCGAAGUUCUUGAAGUUACUCUCUUCUCAUACAGCAAACAAUUCAUAUGCUGAUGAUAUGGUCAGUGAGGUGACUUAAAAAAAGAUGCUGUAGUGCAUCUUGGUCUUGGAGAAAGUUUGUGCUACCCUUUACUGGUCCAGUUCGGUCCUGGUGGUGGCUACCAUUUGAUACCAUUUAAAGGCCCAAACAUCAACAAAUCAUGCGCACUAUCUUAUACUCAUAUUGCUCUAUGAUCUGAACAUUAGACCUCAUAGCUAAUUAAACCUGAUCUUGACACACUCUAGACUGAUUAGGCCGACUUUUCUUGAUGAACUAUUAGUGUGUUUUGCUAGAGCUGGGACUCGCAUAUUAAGCCAAGUUUAUACACGCCACAGAUCAUGCUUGGUGAAGUAUUACCUCAGUCACUCAUUUGUAAAUACAAUACAUACUCUGUAUAUACUGUAUGUUCACACAUCAAGAAUUCAGCAAUACUGCAUUCUAGGUCAGUACUCGAUGUUUGAACCAGUACUCGAUGCUAAAUUUCAGGUCUGUCCAGUAGGAUCUUUCUGCUGCAUAAUCCAAUAAUUUAGGCUUAAAUGAUUCAAGUGACUGAGAAAUCUCUCUUGCUUUAAGGAAUCUCACAUCCCAGAGACCCCUGUAGUACUUUUUGAAUUUCUGUUACCAGUCAGAAGUUUGGACACGCUGGAUUCUGUGUGUUACACUUCAAUUUUCAACGCAUUGUUAAUAUGAAAGCUUUUGCAUAAAAGUUUUUAAUUUAUAUCCAUCCUCCAGUCUAGUAUUUAUGUUAGUCUAUGUAGUAUGGCUUUCCUAAGAAAAGUUAUUAUUAUAAUUUGCUCAUAAAAAUAAUAAUAUCAGUGACAUCACAACUGUGAAACAGCUUAUAUGGAAUUACUCCACUAACAAUUAUGUCACUGGAAUUAUUCUACAUGCAUCCACACUUUUGACUGGUUUUAUAUUUGCUAACCGAAGCCAUGAAAAAAAUCUAAUCUGACCUACUCUGUGAUAGUUCCACUAAUUAUAAAAAUAAGGAAUUGGUUGCAAAUGAAAUAUUUCCAUAGAUAUUUAUACAUUUAUCAAAAUCAUGUAAUCAGGUACUACAUAAGGGAUAUGUUUAUUUAUUUUUAUUUUGAAAAAAAGAAAAAAAACAUUGCAUUUGAUUUAUCUUCUGUAAUUUCUCAAUUUAUUGGACUGUUGAUGCUGCAUGGCCCAAUCAAAAUUUAACUUAAGAAAAAAAAGUCAUCCUCAUCACACUUCUGAAUUACUGGUUUAAACCUGUUUUCUUGUUCUUGAUGGAUUUGUUGACAUUGUAUUAAUAUGCUUGUAAAGAAACUGUAAGCAAUAUAGAAAUGUAAGCAAUAUGACCCAACAGCAUUUGCCAUAUAAAUGGAAUAUCCUUUUUUUUAAAUAAAUGAUUUUAAUAACAGUA
Astyanax mexicanus (Mexican tetra) is the source of this 5079-nucleotide messenger RNA. RefSeq names its product estrogen-related receptor gamma b (gene esrrgb). Gene Ontology annotation, molecular function: zinc ion binding; nuclear steroid receptor activity; steroid binding. The record is from RefSeq and is a predicted model, not a curated record. Gene Ontology annotation, cellular component: nucleus. The transcript has 7 exons. Gene Ontology annotation, biological process: regulation of DNA-templated transcription. Lineage: Eukaryota; Metazoa; Chordata; Actinopteri; Characiformes; Acestrorhamphidae. The coding region runs from base 169 to 1515 and encodes 448 amino acids.